Molecule: messenger RNA, 634 nt
Organism: Phaeodactylum tricornutum CCAP 1055/1
Lineage: Eukaryota; Bacillariophyta; Bacillariophyceae; Surirellales; Neidiaceae
Exons: 2
Coding region: 54-500 (148 amino acids)
Biological process (GO): photosynthesis; photosystem II stabilization
Cellular component (GO): extrinsic component of membrane; photosystem II oxygen evolving complex; photosystem II
Source: RefSeq, a predicted model, not a curated record
CACUCACGCCUUCCAAACGAGCUCUCGAGUAAUCAAACCAUCCACUGUCAAUCAUGAAGCUUGCUGUCUUUGCCGUCCUUAUCUCUACCGUUGCUUCUUUUGUCGCACCCAAUGGUGUGCAGCGUGCCGCCACUACGGAAUUGAAUGCGGAACGUCGUGAAUUCCUGUCGGCCGCGGCGGUAGCCGCUGGGCUUGCCUUUCCCCUUACAGCCAACGCUAUUCGUGAUUACGAGAACGUUGGCUACUUGGGUGGCAGUGAAAUCGUCGACGUCAACAACGCCAACGUUCGUGUCUACCUCAAGAUGCCCGGUCUUUACCCGACCUUGGCUGGAAAAAUUGCGUCCAAUGGACCUUACAAUGCGGUCGGCGACCUUUACAAUAUCCCGGGAUUGUCUGGAAAGGAAAAGGAAUUGCUCAAAAAAUACGAAAGCCGCUUCACUGCCCAAAAGCCCCAGGCUGAUUACGUCAUUGAUCGCUUCAACAACGGCCUCUACCGCUAAACUGGGUGCGGUAGACCGCAAAUCGCCUGUCUCGCAAGCAGGGUCCUCAUUCUCUAUACUUCCUCUAGUAAUGUUUAGGGACUAGUUGGCGUACGCAGUAACCUUACGUAAAACAUAAAUUCUGCUCUCUCGAU